Molecule: messenger RNA, 1138 nt
Organism: Triticum aestivum (bread wheat)
Lineage: Eukaryota; Viridiplantae; Streptophyta; Magnoliopsida; Poales; Poaceae
Product: short-chain dehydrogenase TIC 32, chloroplastic-like
Exons: 6
Coding region: 282-818 (178 amino acids)
Source: RefSeq, a predicted model, not a curated record
UAGUACAUCAGUGAGUGUAGGGUAGCGUGGAAGAAAGAUAUUCUGGUGAUGCCUUCAGUCCUCAAUUCAGGGGCAAUCUUCACUCUAGAGUGCUAGUCACCUGGAUACAACAAGAUCAUAGUAUUAGUCAAGUAUAUCUGCUUACGAUGAUGCUUCUUGCACCACAACACUUGAUCCUCAAUACAAGCGUAUGCUACUGGUUGUACCUUCCUUCAAUAAUCUGACCUGCUGGCUUGCACGUUUGCUGAAGCAUGCUCUAACAACUCACCUGGAUUACAUACAUGAUGCUUUCUCUGGCUGGCAGCAACAACGCAGGCGUAAUGGCGACUCCUUUCACCCUCUCAAAGGAUGGCAUCGAGAUGCAGUUUGCAACUAACCAUAUCGGGCAUUUUCUUUUGACACAUCUUCUGCUGGAGACCAUGAAGAAGACAUCUCGUGAAUCAAACGUGGAAGGAAGAAUUGUUAAUGUUUCGUCAGAGGGGCACAGGUUUGCAUACAAGGAAGGCAUCCGUUUUGCCAAACUGAAUGAUGAGGAAGAGUAUAGCACCAUCGCAGCAUAUGGGCAGUCAAAGCUUGCCAACAUUUUACACGCUAAUGAACUUGCCAGGAGAUUUAAGGAAGAGGGUGUGAACAUGACUGCGAAUUCUCUCCAUCCUGGAGUUAUCAUCACGAACCUUCUUCGCCACCACAGCAUCAUAGAUGUUCUGCAUCGGACGCUUGGUAAACUGGUGCUGAAGAACGCUAAACAGGGGGCUGCGACGCAGUGCUACGUGGCGCUGCACCCGGAUGCCAAGGGGGUGUCGGGCAAGUGUCUUUGAAGAACUUCAAAGAGGAAUGUCCAGGAGAUCUGAGUCGGAAGCCUUUGCCAUGUCUACCUUGAGGAUUAGCGCUUUUACCCGGUGGCGGUGCAAUGGUAUGAUAGAUGCUUGCACAAGCAUGAAGUUGUCCAUGAUCGAUCGUCCCCCAACGAAGGCACUUUAAUUAGGCGCGCGCAAUCAAAUUUGGCAGCCAAAAAGGGGAAAGCUAUGUAUGAGGACCUCGCCUUGGCAAGAAUUUUGGCAAAGCUGUGGAUUAAACUCAUAGGAUGAUAAUCCUGGAUAUCCGUACGUAGCUCCGUCGCACUUGGGGACGCGAGUGU